AUGACUGGUCGUGGUAAAGGUGGCAAAGGCUUGGGAAAAGGUGGCGCUAAACGUCAUCGUAAAGUGUUGCGUGAUAACAUCCAAGGUAUCACCAAGCCUGCAAUCAGACGUUUGGCUCGUCGUGGCGGUGUAAAGCGUAUCUCUGGAUUGAUUUACGAAGAAACCCGUGGUGUCCUGAAGGUGUUUUUGGAAAACGUUAUUCGUGAUGCUGUCACCUACACUGAACACGCUAAGCGUAAAACCGUCACCGCUAUGGAUGUCGUCUACGCUUUGAAGAGACAAGGCCGCACUUUGUACGGUUUCGGCGGUUAA
Messenger RNA from Stomoxys calcitrans (stable fly), 312 nucleotides. Its product is annotated as histone H4. Gene Ontology annotation, biological process: nucleosome assembly. The coding region runs from base 1 to 312 and encodes 103 amino acids. NCBI's taxonomy places the organism in Eukaryota, Metazoa, Arthropoda, Insecta, Diptera, Muscidae. Gene Ontology annotation, molecular function: DNA binding; protein heterodimerization activity; structural constituent of chromatin. The transcript has a single exon. The record is from RefSeq and is a predicted model, not a curated record. Gene Ontology annotation, cellular component: nucleosome.